Molecule: messenger RNA, 994 nt
Organism: Cuscuta europaea
Lineage: Eukaryota; Viridiplantae; Streptophyta; Magnoliopsida; Solanales; Convolvulaceae
Source: the annotation of a GenBank genome assembly
GGGGUACUGUGAAGGUCCUAUGGGAAUUGAAGAGUUUUCACCAAAGAGGGAUUUGAAUUCUGAAAAAGAAAUGGAUGGGAAAAGUGGAAGCGGUCCAUUUGUGCACUGUACUGGUACUGGAAUUGCUGAGGAAUUUGUGAUAAGAUUCGCACAAAAAACGAAGUUGCUGGCAGAAAAUGUGGUUGAUGUGAUAAAUAUGUGUGAAGAAGCUCCGAGGAGUUUAACUGAAUCAGAAAAGUACAAGAAAUUGCAAGAAGGUGCACAACAGUUGAUUGUGCUAGGAAAGAUGAAAAGGAUGGUGGAUGAUGGAGAAGAAGUUGAUAUAAGAAGCACUGCAGAGAUAGAAGACGUUGCGUUUUGGGCGGAAACAAUAAGUGCAGUUGAAAGAGUUGAAAGAGCGAAUAUGAAGAAGUAUUUGUACGCGAAGGAAUUGGAAGAGCUGCCGUCCUUUUCAAUAGGACUGACACAAGAAAAACAGACACAAUGGGGGAGCAUAACAGAAUUGUGUGAAGAGAUUGAUAAAGAAGUGAAUGAUGAUAUGCUGAAGAAGAGGGUAAUCUGAGACGUGAGGCAUCAGGGGGAACUGAAGCAGGUGUUGAGGUUCAUGGAGAAAUGAUGGUUGAAAGAAUGCAUGGAAAAGAAGCAUUUGUUGAGGUUCAGGUAGACGAAGAUAUGAGAAGUAAGACACCAAAUAGUAUGGAACCCGUUUUUGAGGUUCAAUUGGAAGGGGAUGGGAGAAGUAAGAAAGGGAAAGGAAAGGAAGUUGUUGAUGAGGUAACAAUGAAAGGUGCAAAGAAGAAAUUGGCAUUAGGAAGAAGUACUUAUUUGAGGCCAAGAAGGACAACUAAGGCUUCGGAAGUAAUAAAAUCGCCAUUCAUUGCAAGAGUUGUUGACCCAAAUGACACAGCAAAUGCACAAGAAAAAGGAAUAUGGAAAUGGGUGAUGCAAAAUGCUACUGAUAAGAGGGAUGACAUACUUUUCAAGUACAAGCAGA